AUGGCGUCAACCUCUUCCAAGGUCGGCCACGGCCUGGCUAAGGUCCUUGGCAUUAACCUCGACGAGCGUCAGGCAACGAAAGAUGCAGUCACUCGGGGUGAAUCAACAUAUUCAGUCAGUACUGCUGACUCUUACAUUGAGGAAGAGCCGAGAAGUAUCGACUGGCUCAGAGAUCUCACUCCUUCUGGCCGUGACAUGCUGGCCUACUUCCGCAGUCUGUUCCCCUUCACCAACUGGAUUUUGCGGUACAAUGUCCAAUGGUUGAUUGGCGACUUGGUUGCUGGUAUCACGGUCGGCGCUGUCGUCGUGCCGCAGGGCAUGGCCUAUGCCAAACUCGCCGAGCUUCCUGUCGAAUAUGGUCUUUAUUCCUCCUUUAUGGGGGUCCUGAUCUACUGGUUCUUUGCCACCUCCAAAGAUAUCACUAUCGGUCCUGUCGCCGUCAUGUCCACCAUCACGGGAAAUAUUGUCAACAAGGUCGCGGCAGAGCACCCAGAUGUCCCCGGCCACGUCAUUGCUUCGGCUUUGGCCAUCAUUGCGGGCGCAAUCAUCUGCUUCAUUGGGCUCGUCCGGUGUGGGUGGAUUGUGGACUUCAUUCCGUUGACUGCCAUUUCGGCCUUCAUCACCGGCUCUGCCCUCAACAUUGGGGUCGGUCAAGUGCCAACCCUGAUGGGCAUCAAGGUCAAAGGCUUCAAUACUCGCGCCUCAACCUACCUGGUUAUCAUCAACACGCUCAAGUACCUCGGCCACACCAAACUCGACGCCGCUAUCGGUUUGACGGCACUGUUUCUCCUCUAUCUCAUCCGGUUCACCUUGAACCGCUGCGCAAAGAAAAACCCCAGCCGAGCGAAGCUGUUCUUUUUCCUCAACACGUUGCGCACUGCGUUUGUGCUCUGCGUGUACAUUCUGGUCAGCUAUCUCGUCAACCGGCAUCACCGCACGAAGCCCAAAUUCAGUAUUCUCGGCCACGUUCCCCGUGGUUUCAAACACGCGGCGGUGCCGACGAUCAACACGAAAAUCAUCAGCUACUUUGCCGACCAACUUCCAGCAUCUGUCAUUGUCAUGCUCAUUGAGCAUAUCGCCAUCUCCAAAUCCUUCGGCCGGAUCAACAACUACACCAUCAAUCCCUCGCAGGAGUUGGUUGCCAUUGGUGUCACAAACCUGCUUGGCCCUUUCUUGGGCGCUUAUCCUGCGACUGGGUCAUUUUCGAGGACUGCCAUCAAGUCAAAGGCCGGUGUGCGCACGCCUUUUGCCGGUGUCAUCACUGCCGUUGUGGUUCUCCUGGCCAUCUACGCUCUUCCAGCCAUGUUUUUUUACAUCCCCAAUGCUGGCCUUUCUGCCGUCAUCAUCCAUGCCGUCGGUGAUUUGAUCACUCCCCCCAACACCGUCUACCAGUUCUGGCGCGUCUCACCACUGGAAGUCCUCAUCUUCUUUGCAGGUGUGCUGGUGACCGUCUUCUCGUCCAUCGAGAAUGGUAUCUAUACGACCAUCUGUGUCAGCGCCGCUGUGCUUCUCUACCGUGUGGUCAAAGCACGCGGCCAUUUUGUUGGGAAGGUCCAGAUCCAUUCGGUUGUUGGUGACCACUUGAUUGAAGACAAAUUCCAUGACAAACCUCGCAAUGACGAUGAUGCUACCCGAAACAUCUUCCUCCCCUUGGACCACAAUGAUGGCUCGAAUCCCAACAUUCAUGUUGAGUCUCCCUACCCUGGAAUCUUCAUCUAUCGAUUUAGCGAGGGCUUCAAUUAUCCCAAUGCGAACCACUACACCGACUAUCUUGUCCGAUAUAUCUUUGAGCAUACACGAAGGACGAAUCCUGAUUCAUGGCCACGCCCCGGUGAUCGCCCGUGGAACAACCCUGGCCCGCGAAGAGGCAAGUCAGAGCCAGACCGAUCUCACUUACCGACCUUGAAAGCUGUCAUCUUGGACUUCUCGUCGGUCAACAACGUCGAUGUCACCAGCGUCCAGAACUUGAUCGACGUCCGGAACCAGCUCGACCGCUAUGCUAGCCCAGAAGCCGUUCAAUGGCACCUGGCCUGCAUCAACAACCGCUGGACGAAGCGAGCUCUCGCUUCUGCUGGCUUCGGCUUUCCCACCGCGCCCACGGAAGAGCAGCAUCGCUGGAAGCCCAUCUUCAGCGUAGCAGAAAUCGGCGGUACAUCAUCUGCGGCCGCAGCCGCCGAGAAUGAAGCAAACCGACGAAUGUCUCGUAUGCAUGACGAAGAGCAGGGCGCCUCUCGACCCCACAGCAGCGGGAUUUCCAAGACUGAUGACAUUUCGCGAGCGCAGUACAAGGAUGACUCUACGACGAGCUCCAGCCAGGAUGGUGACCUGUCGAAGCAGAUUAGUGGUAGCAAGGCAUAUGUCCGAAGUUCGACGAAGCGAAUUGCUGUGGUGCACAGCUUGAGCAGGCCCUUCUUCCACAUUGACCUGACGAGCGCGUUGCAGUCGGCGAUUGCCAACGUGGAACACCAGGAUCAGCUGAGGGCGGCCGAGGCGGAGCAGGUUGAUGAGAUUCCCCACAAGAUUUGA
Molecule: messenger RNA, 2526 nt
Organism: Fonsecaea multimorphosa CBS 102226
Lineage: Eukaryota; Fungi; Ascomycota; Eurotiomycetes; Chaetothyriales; Herpotrichiellaceae
Exons: 1
Coding region: 1-2526 (841 amino acids)
Biological process (GO): transmembrane transport
Cellular component (GO): membrane
Molecular function (GO): secondary active sulfate transmembrane transporter activity
Source: RefSeq, a predicted model, not a curated record